AUUUUUUUUUUUAAUAAUAUCAGUUACUUUUUAUGAGUUUGGGCAGAAUUUAACAAUUCAUUCAUAUGGGUGCCCUAUAACUUUUAGGGGGCAAUUCAGAAUGGCUUCAAAAUACCAAGCGUGUGUAAGCUCAACUUGUUCAAGAGAAAUAAUGGUUUUUAUAAAAAAGCACUUGCAAAAUCAAAGCAAUAAAAUUUUGUUUACCAUCUUCGAAGUAUGAUGUGUUGUUAAUUGAUUUUAUGCCCAAUUACCCAUACUGACGAUUUUAAAAUGUGUUAUAAACUACAAACAAUACAAGUCAACAAUAUUAUUGAUAGGCAACUGUUCAGUCACAAUGCACUUCACGCAAAUUCUUGUCGCCAUGGUGUUUCUUUUAGCCAUUUUGACCCUUGAUAGACAUAGUAUAUAUGGCGCAGCUGAUAGAAAUAACAACGAAUAUCCAUGGAUGAAGAAGACUUCAACGCACAAAACACCAUACAAAAUAUCUGGUGACAUAUAAAAUAUGUCAUAAAAUUAAAACGUCCUUUCAAGAAAUAAAUAAAGUUACAUGCAUACCUGAA
Drosophila rhopaloa is the source of this 560-nucleotide messenger RNA. RefSeq lists its product as uncharacterized. The transcript has 2 exons. NCBI's taxonomy places the organism in Eukaryota, Metazoa, Arthropoda, Insecta, Diptera, Drosophilidae. The record is from RefSeq and is a predicted model, not a curated record. The coding region runs from base 335 to 499 and encodes 54 amino acids.